Loa loa (African eye worm) is the source of this 978-nucleotide messenger RNA. RefSeq lists its product as hypothetical. The record is from RefSeq and is a predicted model, not a curated record. Lineage: Eukaryota; Metazoa; Nematoda; Chromadorea; Rhabditida; Onchocercidae. Gene Ontology annotation, cellular component: cytoplasm. Bases 138 to 830 code for a protein of 230 amino acids. The transcript is spliced from 4 exons.
UUUCAGCUUGUGGACAAGCAAAAUUAUUUCUAGCGGGGAAGAAGGCAGACACUGGCUGGAAGGAGUUUUUGCAAGGACACAUCCAUCAUCAUCAUUCUUCAUCUUGAUACGACCUCAGUAUCGUCGAUGUUUCCAGCAUGACGCUUAACGUCUAUAUCGCUUCUAUCACGGCAAAUACCGAGGUGCGCAAGCAGGUGCAGAAAGUUUUAAUGGUACUUGAUGGAUUAGGUGUUCCAUUUAAAGCGAUUGACAUAACAUUACGAGGUAACGAACAGUAUCGAGACUUCAUGCGACAAAAUGCCUUGAAUGAGCGGUGCGAUGGAGUUCCUUUACCGCCUCAGUUUUUCGUUGAUGACGAAUAUCUGGGAAAUUAUAUGGAUUUUGAAGAAGCAGUCGAAGAUAAUCAAUUACCAGAAUUUCUUCGCUUGAUACCUUCAUCAGCAGAAGAUGAGGACGAUGAUGAAGGGGAGGAUGAGGGAGAUGAAGAAGAGGGCACAAGUGAAGGUGAAAUAUCCGAGAAAUACAACGAUAAUUAUGGUGAAGAGGGGGAGGAUGAGCAAGAAUGGGAUGAGGAGGAACAGGUUGAUGAGCAAGUGGAGAAUGAUAGUGGCGAUGUAUCAAGUGGUUUGGGUAGUUCAAGUAAUGAAGAUGAUUCCGAAGGGAGUUCAGAAAACAAGGUAAUAAUAGGUAGUGAUAUCGAGGGAGAUAAGGUAAAGAGUGAAGAAAGGACGGAAGGGGAUGAUGAACAAUAUGAAGGGGAAAAGGAGUUGGAGGAUGAUGAGGUAGAGUUGGAGGAUGAGGAUUUUGAGGAUGAAAAUGAGAUUGAAUGACAAUGAUCAUUAUGUGAUGAACUUAGAUUACUCGCCUUAAAAUUCCUCUCGUAUUGUUGGCUGCUUUGCUUGUUCUCUGAUUUAAAUGCCAAGGUUAUGAAAUGAAUUCACCGGAGUAGUAGAAUGACGGUAAGAAAGUAUUUGGCCC